Cladophialophora yegresii CBS 114405 is the source of this 1059-nucleotide messenger RNA. RefSeq lists its product as uncharacterized. NCBI's taxonomy places the organism in Eukaryota, Fungi, Ascomycota, Eurotiomycetes, Chaetothyriales, Herpotrichiellaceae. Gene Ontology annotation, molecular function: transmembrane transporter activity. The transcript has 2 exons. The record is from RefSeq and is a predicted model, not a curated record. The coding region runs from base 1 to 1059 and encodes 352 amino acids. Gene Ontology annotation, biological process: transmembrane transport.
AUGCUCGAUAAGAAAGAGACUAGGGCUGUCCCAUCGUCUCAGACAGUACAAGUACCCGGGAUCGAGAAUGCCGCGACGCCUCCCCCCGAUGGCGGCUACGGCUGGGUAUGUCUGGCCUGCUGUUUUACAGUCAACUGUUUCACUUGGGGUGUUGUAUCAUCUUACGGCGUCUAUCUAUCGUACUAUCUGACAAGCGACGCCUUUCCGGAAUCUCGACCUUUGGACUACGCACUCAUUGGCAGUCUGAACUUCGGGAUCGCAAUGCUCUCGGCUCCCAUGACCACGCGUCUGGCGCGCUCCUUUGGUAUCAAGCCACCGAUGCUAGCUGGAGCCGUGAUAUUCGGAGGGGGCUUUAUCGCCGCGUCGUUUGCUUGGCGCAUCUGGCAUCUUUACCUCUCGCAAGGCGUGCUGGUCGGGUUGGGCGUCGGCUUUGUCUACGUGCCCAGCAUUGCAGUUCUCUCGCAGUGGUUCGGCAGAAGAAGAAGUCUUGCCAACGGCAUCAGCUCCGCAGGUUCAGGGGUCGGUGGCUUGGUCUUCUCGUUCGCCAGUGGCGCCUUGAUAGAACAUCUUGGGAUCGGUUGGGCCCUCCGGGUCACUGGAGCCAUCGCGCUGUUAGCAUUACUUGUUGCCGCGGUCUUCCUUCGCGACCGCAACAGUAUCAUUCGACCAGAGCAGCACCCGCUUGACUUGGGCCUCGCAUGGCGGGCAGACGUCUUCUUACUUCUUUCGUGGGCCUUUCUCAGCAUGCUCGGGUACAUCCCACUACUUUACUCGCUCUCGGACUUCUCACUCUCGAUCGGACUGUCCAGACAACAGGCAACGCAGGUGACCGCCUUUCUUAACAUGGGCACUGCGAUCGGACGACCCUUUAUUGGCGUUGCAAGUGAUCGGUUCGGCCGGUUCGGAGUGGCCACCAGCCUGACUCUCCUCUGUGGGCUCUCAUGUCUUGCUAUUUGGAUCCCGGCCACGUCCUUUGGAGUCACAGUGUUCUUUGGCAUUCUGAGCGGAGCAAUCUUGGGAGUAUUCUGGAUGGUGCGUGCGCAUGCCUCCCAGUGCUAG